AUGCUGGGUUCGCCAUCAGUACCUCAGCACACUCUAGCGGGGGAUGAGAAAGACCACGGCUCGCGCCAGGCGAGCCUAGCGAACGGUGAGCCCAGGAGCAGCCGGCCAUGGCGAGAACGCGGACCGCGAGGGGUCUCUACUGAUGCAGCCAUAGAUCGAGGCGACGUCUCAUUGCUUCCAUCUCCUUCGUGUGUCCAACAGCGCGAUUUUUUCCAUACGUUCUACCCCUUUCGGUUCUUAUUCGAUUCCUUUGCUCCAUUCUUCCCGCAGCCCCUUUUUUUUCAGUUUUCCCAACCUUGCCCACUACCCAAGAAGCAUGAUAUUAGUCAUCUGAUGACGAUGAGAUGACUGUGUCGCUGUUUUCGCGCCGCUGUCUCCACUCUGUUUUGUUGCUGUGCGUCUGCUGCUCCUCCUACGGUGUUGCUUCGGCCCAAAGUGACCGCGAUGUGGCCAGUGGACGCAAGACGGAUUAUCACGAUGACGAAGAGGAUGGCCCAUCUCCCACCCAUUCGGCGGCGGAAGGAGUUACUGCAGCCAGCGAAGGAAGCACUUUGCCAGCGGUGGCGCUGGGAGCGCAGUGCCUGUACGCGCAGACGUGCAGCUUCACGGACCAGCACGCGGAGUGCACGCAGAUCAACCACAACGCCGUGUGCCAGUGCAAGGCGGGCUACCACGAGGUGUCGCUGCAGCGGCCCAGCCGCCGCGUCUUCUGCUCUCCUGUGACGCUGACACGUGUAUAG
Molecule: messenger RNA, 740 nt
Organism: Gryllus bimaculatus (two-spotted cricket)
Lineage: Eukaryota; Metazoa; Arthropoda; Insecta; Orthoptera; Gryllidae
Source: the annotation of a GenBank genome assembly